AUGGUAAAUCCCCAGGUCAGUGUGGACUCUGGGGGUAGUGGGGUGCCAGGAGCACCAACCCCGGCCAUCCAGUGGGGACUGAAGCCUCAGAAAGCAGGUUACCAGCCCUCCAAUGGCUAUGGAGCUGAAGCAGAGCUGGGCUUCCAUGGUGGCUUCAAGCUACAGAAAGUUGGCAUAUGCCACCACCAUGCCAAGCCUUUUUUACUCUCUAUUUUGGUUCUCAGCUUCCCCCAAGUAGCUGAAAUUACAUGGCUGCACCUCCAAGGCUGGGGUGGGGUUGGGGCUCUGCCUUUGCAUUCUGAGUUAGUGUUUUCUGUAACUCCUGGCCAAGAGCUGGCUAUCUGGCUGCCCUGCCCUGGCCCUCCCUGCUCCAAUCUCUCUCAUACAGGUUUCCAUUAUGGGAAUGGAGCUCUGGAAGCUGGAAUCUUCCCGGAGACCCUGAAGUCAGUGUUCCCCAUAACCAAUGGUUUUAGGAAUGGACGCAGGGAGGAGACUCUUCUGUACCCUAAAGCAACAGUUCCAACCCUAGAGAGAAAUGGUCAGGCUGAGGCCCUGCAGGGCUCCCCCAGGCUGGCCCUCCAGCACUGGGGGGCUGGAAUGAAGCCAGGAUAUGGAUAUGCAGGCCUUGGGAACCAGGCAGGGCCCUAUGGUCAGCUGAGGCCAGAGCUGGGGCUGGAACAUUUUGAGGAGCCUGAAGUGAAGGCAGUUGAUGUCAAGAGCCAGCUGGCAAAUGGCUCCAGAGGACACUGCCCUUCUGGGAAAUGCUGAGCAUGGAGCCUGUCCCCUGCCCACCCUUAGGGUCUCUGCAUUAGAGCCUGGCUGGAGGAGCACAGCAGGGGGAUCUCAAGACUUGCCCAGGGCACUGCCCUGCCUGUGGUAUCCUCUGGGCUGAAGUAUUAAUAAAGCCAUAUGGUUCUUUAGUUGCUUCUGUGUGCCAUGGAGAAGUGCUGACUUCAACGGGGGUGGCACCACAGUGCUUCAUCUACUCAUCCGUCUACUCACUUAUCAAAUGACAAAGUGGCUCUGCGCCAGACGCUCUAUUCCAAAUGGAAGACACGACAACAAAAAAAUAGACUCAAAACUGUUCCCAAAGAGGGGUGUCACUUGGUCAUAGUCGAGUAGGGAAAUGUGUCCAUUUAGGGUCUUUUGGCUGGGUAUGCACCUCAGUGGUACAUACCUGGCAAGCUCAAGACCAUGGGUUUGACCUCCAACACUGGAAAAGAAAGACUGCCUUUAAAUAGGGUCCUGGGGGUCUGGGAUCUAGGGAGUUUUUAUCAUGCAAAGGAACAUUUUUGAACUUGUUUUAAUUUGUCAUCAUUCACUAAAGUUGUUAAGAUGGGUGUGAUAGCUCGACUUCAACCUUUCAAGAAGAUCAAGAAGCUGAGGCAGGAGAAUUCAGAGUUCAAGGUCAAGCACAGGCUACACAGUAUGACCCUAUCUUAAAAAUAAAGGUGGGGUCUGGAGAGAUGACUUAGUGGUUAAGAGCACUUGC
Cricetulus griseus (Chinese hamster) is the source of this 1492-nucleotide messenger RNA. NCBI's taxonomy places the organism in Eukaryota, Metazoa, Chordata, Mammalia, Rodentia, Cricetidae. The record is from RefSeq and is a predicted model, not a curated record.